AUGGCGAGUCCCCCACUCACUACACCAACCCCCGGGGGACACUUGAUAUCUAACGGCGGCGUGAAGAAAUGUGGGUACCUCAGGAAGCAGAAGCAUGGACACCGGAGAUUCUUCGUACUCCAAGAGGCGACGGAAAGCAGUCCCGCACGCCUGGAAUAUUAUGAAAACGAAAAGAAAUGGAGGAACAAAUCUGCAGCGAAGCGAUGCAUAACUUUGGACUCGUGUCUGUGCGUAAACAAGCGCGCAGACGCCAAACACAAGCACCUCAUCGCGCUGUACACUAAAGAUGAGUAUUUCGCUGUGGCUGCUGACGGCGAGCAGGAGCAGCAGAGCUGGUACGACGUCCUGAGCGAGCUGAUCGCCGAGGGGAAAGUGUAUGAUAGCCCCGUGUCUACGUCAUCUCUCGUGGGGUUCGAAGAGUCCAGCAGUGGGAGUAGCUACGGAGCCGUGGACGCCGUUAACGCUGCGUACAAAGAAAUGUGGCAGGUGAACCUCAAGGCCAAAGGUUUGGGGCAAGUGAAAAAUAUGGUCGGGGUUUAUCGUCUGUGUCUGUCCAGUCGUACUAUUAGCUUCGUCAAACUCAACUCCAAGAUUCCCGCGGUGAUUCUGCCCUUGAUGAAUAUCCGGCGAUGUGGACAUUCCGAUAACUUCUUCUUCAUUGAAGUGGGGCGGUCGGCCAUGACCGGGGCCGGGGAGUUCUGGAUGCAAGCGGAGGACUUGGUGGUGGCGCAGAACAUACAUGAAACCAUUCUGGAGGCGAUGAAAGCAAUGAAGGAGCUGUCCGAGUUUAGGCCGCGCAGCAAGAGCCAGUCCGCGAGCACCAAUCCGAUUUCGGUUCCAACGCGACGCAACUUUGCCAACCUCCCACCGAGUCAGACUGGGCUGGUCCGGCGCUCACGUACAGACAGCGUGGCAGCACAGUCGCCGGGCAGAAAGUUUACAUCUUGCCGAGUGCGCACGGCCAGCGAGGGAGACGGCAGCGCGAUGCGGCCCGUGUCAAUGUCCAUCCCAAUCGCAGCGAGUUCCUCAAGCCUUGGCAACCCCCGGCUUCGUGCGCAUACACUGAGCAGCGGCCGUACAUGCAGGAUGCUUGAGUCGGCAUCGAACCUCCACAGCCGCUCCAUCCCCAGCAGCUCGCCCCCGCUUGCGUCCAGUCCGCUUAGCUCGUCUCCCCGCGCCACUGCCUCGCUCUACACACCAGACAAAACACGACGGCCGUUUAGCUGCAGCGCGUCCAUCUCCGGCUCCCUCAGCGAUAACGGCUUCAUGCUCUGUGAGGACUUCAGCUCUAGCCCGAGCGAGGCGCGCGUUGUGCCCCUGAUACGAAGCAACACGCCUGACUCACUGUGCAGCACGCCACCCUCUCGUGACACCAGUGACCUGGGCGAAUACAUGAUCAUGGAAGGCCCAAAAUCCACCGGAAGCAUCGACAAAGCUUACCGCAAAAGAACACACUCACUGACCACGCCGCGGCAGCAGAGAGUGGUCGCGCCGCUGUCCUCCGCCUCCCUGGACGAGUACACCCUGAUGCGCAUGGGUCAGAACUUGCAGUCUGCUUCUCCCAAAGUGUCGUACCCUGAAGAUUACGGCGACAUUGAGAUCGGGUCUGUGCAGAGUUCCAACAGUAACUUAGCUGAAGAAGGCUACAUGCCGAUGACGCCGGGUGUUGUGCAGCCGUCACAGAAUGCGCAAUCUCCCAAAGCCGACAGCUACGUUCUCAUGAGCCCGAUGUGUGUGUCUGCACCUAAACAGAUUGUGAGCCCCAGAGGGCAGCCCCAAGUGGCCAGUGCUCACAACCACAAGGCUAACUCUCCGUGUGGCAGCUCUCUUGAAGAUAGUGGUUACAUGCACAUGUACUGCGGCUCCAAAUCUAGCAUGGACAGCCCCGACCGAAGUGGAGAAUAUAUGAACAUGUCUCCAGGAAACCCACCGCAGCUCCAGACUCCACCCGACUAUUUCAUCACCGAAGCUGCGCAACCGGCGGCUUCGCUAACCCGGCCUGCGCGGCUUCACACCGAGGACGGUCAGUACGUCAUGAUGAGCCCACAGAAUUCCCAACAAAGAAACGGCGAUUCCGACUACUAUUCUGUGAUGCAGCCUGGACAGAACUCGCCACUGACGCCAUCUCCGGUGCGAAGUGGGCGCAACGAUAGCGGCGGUAGCUACAGAGGGUGCACGGGACGACCUAACCGCCUGUCUCUGGAUGCGGUGCGGACGCUCCCGAGCAUGAACGAGCACCCAAGCAACGAGCCGCGGAGUCCGGGAGAAUACAUCAACAUCGAGUUCAACCCCGCACACUUCUCUCCGCCGUCCACAGUCUCCACAGAAAGCCAGGCCUCAUCUCUCGGCUCGACUGGUGGACCGAGCGACUACAUGAAUCAAGGUUUGGGAGUGAAACCGGAAGCAGAUGUUUCAGACGGCGAGAAGGAUCCGGUCCGAGGAAAAGGAGAGGACAACGGUGGCGAAUACCAGGAGAUGAGCUUUGGGAUGAGCAGCUCGCCUCUGCAGAUGGUGCCACAAAAUUCAGUAAGCCGGACCCCCCUCUCUGCCGUGCUCCAGGUCCCAGAUGAGCUCCGUGUGGGGGUCUUCCUCUUGGACCCAGCCCCAGACCCGGACUGCGUAGCUAAAGUGAUCCGGGCCAAUCCCACAGGACGCAGACGCCACAGCUCCGAGACCUUCUCCUCCACGGCCACAGUCACUCCGGUCCAGCCCUCUUUUGCCCUCAACUCUGCUCAAAAGUCUCCCCUGAAGCGUCACAGCUCGGUGGAGAACCUAUCGUCACGCUCCAGUGAAGGCUCGGACGAGGAGGCCAGCGCGGGCAGCCCGGUGGCCCACGGCGGGGCCUCUGGGGCUGGGUAUGGCCUGAACUAUCUGGCCCUGCUGGAGGGGAAGCCAGAGGAGAGCUUCCCCAACGCACACAGCUGUAAAGGGGUGGUCCACGGCCUGCGCGCGCCGGCGUAUGUGUGCCUCGGCUUCAAAGAGACCGCUACCACCGCAAAAGAUUAA
Knipowitschia caucasica is the source of this 3006-nucleotide messenger RNA. The record is from the annotation of a GenBank genome assembly. Lineage: Eukaryota; Metazoa; Chordata; Actinopteri; Gobiiformes; Gobiidae.